AUGUCCUCGACUUGCACUGGGUCGACCAGCAAUCCCGUAUUUUCUCUUACCAACCAACUCUUUCAAGAUGUUGGUGUUGCUUCAUCUUCGUGGAGUAUGCAAACGACAAAGCAAAAGGACACAACAAACUCUUUUCGUUCCACCUCAGACUUCGAAAGAGCAUGGCAAAAAGAAACAGUUGAGUUCGAUGAAUGGAACAAAUUUAUUCAAUCAAGCGAGGUUGGAAAUGAUCGGUACGCAACAGAAUUUAUGCAUUCCGAGCAUGCGAUUGACGACGACGAAGAGUUUCGGCAAGAGUGGAAAAAAUCUUUAACCCAAGAGUUUCUAGAAAGUGCUAUUCACCAUAGCGCACAAUUUUCACAUGGAUAUUCGGAAUUUACGGCGACUAGCAUUUCUACACAAAUUACCAAGCACAAUGAUUUACUUCAAGCCCAAUUCUAUUUCUUUGAUCAUCUACUGUCAAACGUCUUAUCGUACCCAGUGUCCAUCACAUGUAGACCUUCGUCAAAAUCCGAAUGGAAUUGGACCAGGUUAUUUUCCCCGUCGAGAUGGAGUGAAAAAGAAGAUAAGGAUGAUGAAAUACCCGAAGAUAGAUAUCUAAAAAAUGUGGCAUUAGGAAGGUUACAUCUUUUGUUUGGACAUCUUAGUGUCAACUCUGGUAAUAAAGCAAAGGCAGAAUGGGAACGUGAAUUUCACGGAUCAUGA
This is a messenger RNA of Acaulospora morrowiae, 705 nucleotides long. Lineage: Eukaryota; Fungi; Glomeromycota; Glomeromycetes; Diversisporales; Acaulosporaceae. The record is from the annotation of a GenBank genome assembly.